This is a messenger RNA of Syngnathoides biaculeatus (alligator pipefish), 1854 nucleotides long. RefSeq names its product steroid 17-alpha-hydroxylase/17,20 lyase. Bases 331 to 1845 code for a protein of 504 amino acids. NCBI's taxonomy places the organism in Eukaryota, Metazoa, Chordata, Actinopteri, Syngnathiformes, Syngnathidae. Gene Ontology annotation, molecular function: heme binding; steroid 17-alpha-monooxygenase activity; iron ion binding. The transcript is spliced from 9 exons. The record is from RefSeq and is a predicted model, not a curated record. Gene Ontology annotation, biological process: hormone biosynthetic process; progesterone metabolic process.
ACAAGCGCAAAACGUGAAGGUUUGUGUCGCUCCAUGAGGACGAGAUGUGGUUUCCGUGGCGACGGGAGCACUUUCACGCAAGGGUUAAGUUUAAAAAUCAAAGAUGCCAACACACUCGACAUCGCCCACUAGCGGCUGGUGUUUCUAUGGCAACCAUCACCGACCAAUGAUCCAAAAGUGGGCCGUCUUUGGACUGGCAUGCGGCCUGAUAACAGCAAGGUCGCCCGGCGCAGAUAAACUCGCGCACGCGACCUCUGACCCGCGCAAGGUUGUUCCAGACCUCCGACUUUAAAAGGAGAGCCACUUCGCGUCCGUCUCCAGUCCCUCGCCAUGGCGGCGUCCGUCUUUCCCGCGAUCGCCUCGUCACUCCCGCCGGUGUUCCUUGUCCUUGCCGCACUUUUCGCCUUGGCGGCCUUUGCUCAGCGCUCCAGCGGGAUGCCCGGCCUGCCCCGUCUGCCCGUGGUGGGCAGCCUACCUUGGAUGGGAAGUGCCACCCCCCCGCAUUUGCUCUUCACACAGUUGGGCCACAGGUACGGGCCGUUGUUUGAGCUCUACCUCGGGCCUCGUCGCACCGUGGUGGUCAACGCCCUCGCGGACGCCAAAGAAGUUCUGCUGCAGCGCGGGCGUGACUUCGCCGGACGUCCAAGCAUGGUGACCACCGAUCUGCUGACCCGAGGUGGGAAAGACAUCGCCUUCUCUGACUACUCACCGCUGUGGAAGCUUCACCGUCGCCUGGUGCACACUUCCUUCACUCUCUUCGGAGAAGGAAGCAGUCGCCUACAGGACAUUGUUCUGUCCGAGGUGGACGGCCUGUGCGCGGAGCUGCUUUGCGGCGACAGACGCGGCUUCGACCCGUCGCCGGCGGUGACCACGGCCGUCACCAACGUGGUUUGCACGCUGGUGUUUGGCUCCACCUACAGACACGGUGACGGGGAGCUGGAGGAGGUAAUGCGCUACAACGACGGCAUUGUGCGGACGAUCACCAGGGGAGGACUGGUUGAUAUCUUCUCCUGGAUGAAGGUGUUCCCCAACACGUCGCUGAGCGAGCUACGGGCGUGCAUUGCCGUGCGAGACCGCCUCCUCGCUCAAAAACUGCGUGAACACAAGGAGGUGCUGAGUGAAGGUGACCCCCGAGAUCUCCUGGAGGCCUUACUGAAAGGUCAAGGUUCUCCUGGGCCCGACGGGGCGGCCAUUACAGAUGACCACGUGCUGAUGACGGCGGCGGAGGCCUUUGGCGCUGGCGUGGAGACCACAUCCACGACACUGCUCUGGAUUCUGGCCUACCUACUGCACCACCCCGAGGUCCAGGAGCGUGCACAGAAGGAGCUCGACGAAGAGGUGGGCGGGCGAGCGGUGUGCGCAGCAGACCGCGGAAGGCUCCCAUAUCUGGACAGCAUCAUCAAUGAGGGAAUGCGGAUCCGACCGGUGAGCCCGGUGCUGAUCCCGCACACCGCCAUGAUCGACAGCAGAAUCGGAUGUCACACAAUCAGCCGUGGGACUCGAGUCUUGGUCAACAUGUGGGCCAUCCAUCACCACCCUGACCACUGGGACCGACCGGAUCUCUUCAUGCCAGAUCGCUUCCUUGAUGACCAGGGUCGGCGGGUCACACCGCCCUGCUUCCUGCCGUUUGGGGCGGGGCCUCGCAUCUGUGUGGGGGAAUCGCUGGCCAGAUUGGAGCUCUUCCUUUUCCUGUCCUCCAUGCUACAGCGAAUGAGCUUUAUGCUGCCGGACGGUGCUCCCCCUCCUAAUCUGCAGGGGCGUUUAGGUGUGGUCUUGCAGCCGCUACCUUAUAAAGUCGCCGUCAGGUCAAGGGUGGGGUGGGAAAUUGGGGCUCAUGCUAAAUAGCCAGCUCGU